Molecule: messenger RNA, 1581 nt
Organism: Lachnellula hyalina
Lineage: Eukaryota; Fungi; Ascomycota; Leotiomycetes; Helotiales; Lachnaceae
Exons: 3
Coding region: 1-1581 (526 amino acids)
Source: RefSeq, a predicted model, not a curated record
AUGAGUUCAAUAGGAGGGUGGUUCGAUGAAGCCUACAUGUCAUGGCUUCGCUCAUCCGUAAACUGCUGCUCAUCACUGCGUCAGCAGCAAGCGCCUAGAGCGCGCGGUGAAUCUAGAAGACCCAUAGGGAUCGAGCACCAUCAACCGCGCUUGAUAGCGCCGCCGAUGCCCGAGCCGCAAGAUCGGCCGUCGACGAGAGGGAGAGAAUGGGUUUCGCGAAGCAAGAGCUUCGCAUCCCGCGCAUCUAGUCGUGGAAGCUUCUCUGUGAGAAGGAAAAUCAAUGCAUAUAAUGGACCUCGCCGGCCGAGGAUGGCGAUAGGGGCGCCGACGGACUUUCAACAUCUUAAUGCUACGCCGCCGUCAAGACGAAGGGAGGGAUCUGGUGGAUUUAGGCCAUUGGAAUUGAGCAUUUAUAUGCCCCAGAAUCAGCUGUCCCCUCUAUUACCACAUUUCCGCCCAGAAGACAUAGCAUUCCCAUCCAACGACGAGAUGAAAGACCUACCACGUCCACCUACUGCCAUGACGCACUCAAGAAGUGGUUCAUCCUUGUCAUUCCAGAUACCCCGGAAACCUAUUCGUGCAAGUUCGAGGACAUCGUCAGAAUGGACUGCGCAGUUUCAACCUGGACCGGACUCUUUGACAGCACAAGAACUACUUGCGAGACUGGAUACGGAUAUGCCAAAACCUCCACCACCAGCGCGUCUUAGAGCUAUGACAGAGCCACCAACCUAUGAGAGGAUUAAGUCAGCUCUUCAUGAGAAGUUUGAAUUAGAGCAGCGCCUAAAAGAUAUCGACGAAGUAAUCGAAGAGCGGAGGAGUAUAUACUUGUCAAGCCGACCGACAAGUCGAGCAACUUCUCGUGGACGAAGCAUCUACUCCGAGUCUCAAGAACCAAUGCCGUCCACACCACCCAUUCAACCCUCGUUCGCCGAGCGCCUCGCGGACCAACGACCAAAGACUGCACCACCAAAGAACGCCGUGCACAUCCCCAGCCGGCUAAAAUCUUUCACCGAAGCCUCAGCAACCUUCUCAUCAUCAUCUUCAAUUUCCUUCCCCUCCCCACCCCCUAAAUCGCCGCUCCGAGAACUCCUGCCACCUCCACCUCUCCCACUCAUCCUCCAAACACCACACCCACCACUGCGAAAAAAGAAGUCCUUUUCCCGCGUCUCAAGCUGGCUCUCCCGCUCCCCACCCCCGUCACAAUCCGAACAUUCGCGCACCAUUUCUCUAGACAGCAUCACCAAUACGCCGAAGCUGUUGAAAGAAAGAGAGGGCUUCUACCAAUGUGUUGAAUUGAGUGGGAUAGGAGAGGAGAAUAGAAGGUAUAGCGUCAGCACUGUCAGUACGCUCGAGAGCGAGGAUGCAGAGGAUGAGCAUACGUGGACGCCGGAGAGCAGCCCGGGACGGGAAAAUAGGGAUGUGGGGAUGACGGCGAGGGGGAGUGAGGAGAAGAGUGUGGAAUUGGAACGUGUUAGGACUUUCGGAUCGCCUCCGAGGAAGAUCAUUGGGGAGGAUUGGAAGUUAAGGAUUCCUGAAAAGGGAUAUGUGCCUGGGAGGAAUAGUGUUGGUGUUGCGUUUUGA